Messenger RNA from Calliphora vicina (urban bluebottle blowfly), 274 nucleotides. RefSeq lists its product as uncharacterized. The transcript has a single exon. Bases 41 to 274 code for a protein of 77 amino acids. NCBI's taxonomy places the organism in Eukaryota, Metazoa, Arthropoda, Insecta, Diptera, Calliphoridae. Gene Ontology annotation, biological process: mitochondrial respiratory chain complex III assembly. The record is from RefSeq and is a predicted model, not a curated record.
UUAAAAUUUCUUACACUUAAAAAGUGAAAUAUUAACGUAAAUGGCUUCAAAUCCUUAUGUUAAAUCAUUAUUUUGGUUGUUAUCAAUAGGCGGCCUUGGCUAUGGUCUUAUGGUUUUAACUGCACCUUCAGAAGAAAAGUUAGCGAAAAUACGAGCAACUACUGGAGGCAUCCAUAUCACACAAGACGAGAAAAACAAAGUAUUAUUCCUUAAGAAAUUGCAAGAAGCCGCCAAUCAAAAAGAUCCUAUAUAUUCUAAGAAGCCCGAUAAUUAA